AGGGGAGGAAAUAGCCUGGAGAUGGAGAUUUGAGAAUCAUCUGUGCUUAGAGGGAAAUGAACAGAAAUCUCUCAGGGAGAGAGAACGUGUGGACUGAGAGAAGAGGCCCAGGAACACAGCUACUCAAGGUGGCAGCGCCGCUUCCCGGUGGGCACCACUACCUGGGCUCUGGAGUCAGGCAGAGCCGCUCUUGAAAGCAGCCUGUGGGACUCAGCUGCUGAGCGCUCCUGGCAAAGUCGGGUACCGUCCCCGUGAUCAGCGGUCACACCUGGCAAUGACGUACCUCGCAGAGGGAUGCUGUGCGAGGACCUGAGAUGCGCCAGGUCUGUCUGUCUGUCCCCAGCACUCUGCAAGGCUAGAAAAGGAGGAGGAACCUGUUCAGAAUUCCUGCAGGACAAGGAAAAGAAGGGAAAAAAUCUCAACAUGGAAAAACUCUACAAUGAAAAUGAAGGAAAGCUGGAAAUCGAGGGAACGCCAGAAGAUGAAGUAGAGCCUGAAGAUGAAGGAAAAUCAGAUGAGGAAGAAAAGCUGGAAGUGGAGGGGAAGCCAGGGCAUGAGGGAAAGCUCCAGAAUAAGGGACAGCCAGAUGAUGAGGGACAACCAGAAGAUGAGGGAAAGCAAGAAAAGCAGGGCAAGUCCGAAAAUGAGGGAAAACCACACGGUGAGGGCAAGCCAGAAUCCCUGGCAAAGCCUGAGAGUGAGCCACGGGCUGCCGAGAAGCGCCCAGCUGAAGAUUACGUGCCCAGGAAAGCAAAAAGAAAAACAGACAGGGGGACAGAUGAUUCCCCCAAGGACUAUCAGGAGGACUUACAGGAAAGGCACUUGGGCAGUGAGGAGAUGAUGAGAGAAUGUGGAGAUAUGUCAAGGGCUCAGGAAGAGCUAAGGAAAAAACAGAAAAUGGGUGGUUUUCAUUGGAUGCAAAGAGAUGUACAGGAUCCGUUUGCCCCAAGGGGGCAACGGGGUGUCAGGGGGGUGAGGGGUGGAGGUAGGGGCCAAAGAGGCUUACAUGAUAUCCCAUAUCUUUAAUGCCUUUGGCCUUCAAUUUUGUUUUCUCUGAUGAGAAUAUUGCUGCCGCUGCUUUCCCUGGCAGGCAUUUGCCAGGCUAUGUGCUCUAACCUUAAGCUGAUAUUUUGUUUUAGGUGUCACUCUUGUUACCAGCAGCCUUUUGAUCCAACUAUAAUGCUCUCUGCCUUUCAGUAGGGAAUUUUCAUCCAUGUGCAUGGAAAAGAUGUUCAUGGUACAUUCCAAAAUAACAAUAAAGAUAAAACCACUUUCAGAACCCCAUAUGCAGUAUCAGCCCAUU
Messenger RNA from Leptonychotes weddellii (Weddell seal), 1303 nucleotides. The record is from RefSeq and is a predicted model, not a curated record. Lineage: Eukaryota; Metazoa; Chordata; Mammalia; Carnivora; Phocidae.